This is a messenger RNA of Strongyloides ratti, 6189 nucleotides long. RefSeq names its product Armadillo-like helical domain and Armadillo-type fold domain-containing protein. Gene Ontology annotation, biological process: retrograde transport, endosome to Golgi; endocytosis; intracellular protein localization. The coding region runs from base 1 to 6189 and encodes 2062 amino acids. Gene Ontology annotation, cellular component: endocytic vesicle; Golgi apparatus; membrane. The transcript is spliced from 3 exons. Lineage: Eukaryota; Metazoa; Nematoda; Chromadorea; Rhabditida; Strongyloididae. The record is from RefSeq and is a predicted model, not a curated record.
AUGGAAGGUUCACAAAGUUUAUUGUUAAAUGAGGAAGCUUUCAAAAUAUGUCCCGAUCCAAAGAAACCAUUGUUUAUAUAUGAAUGGUUACGUUUUCUUGAUAAAGUACUUUCUGCUGCAAAUAAGAAUGAUUUAAAAAGUUGCCAAAAAGAAUUGAUUUCACAAUUAAUAAUAAGAAUUAAUUCUGGUCCUGGACCAUCUACAAGACAUCUAUUAUCAAAAUGUAUAGGAAAAAUUUAUACUAUUGGUGAUAGCAUUGAUUUGUUUAAUACUAUAGCUACUUGUAAUGAUAUUUUAAAAGGAAAAGAGGAAAGUUCACAACAAUUAUCUAUAAAAUUAACAGCAUUAUCUGUAUUAAGUGCAUUAUAUGAAAGUGUUGGAAGAUUAGUUGGUAGAAGUUUUGAAGAAACUUUUACAAUUAUUUCAAAAUGGAUAAAAAGCGCUGAAAGUAUGGUUCGAGCUGAAAUUUUGAAUACUAUAACAAAAAUUAUAUUAGGAUUAGGAAAUGCCUCAACUUCAAUACAUAGAGAUACUUAUAAAUCAUUAGUUAAGCCAUACUUAACUGAUAGAGUGUUAUCUGUCAGGAUUGCUGCUAUAAAUUGUUUACAUGCUUUAGUUAAAGAAUACCCAACAUUAUAUACAAUGGAUAUUGAUGGUGUUGCUACAUUGUUAAUAAAAAGUUUAGAUGUUAGUAAUUAUCAUACUAGAUUAGCUGUUGCUGACGUCUUUGCUACAUUAACUAAACUUGCAAUUAAAAAUACACAAAUAAAUAAUAGUCAAGGACAAAAUAAUGGUAAUGGAAAAUAUUGGACAAUUGAAUCUUCAUUUAAUUUAUUGUCUGAUGUCUUUAUACGUGGUGGAAUUGGUGGUUUUUUAAAAUCAACUGUUUCUAUAACAAAUAUGUCUUCUUACUCUUCUUCAAAAGAAAUUCGUAAUGGAAUAACUCUUGCAUAUAUAAAAAUAAUAAAAACAAUGGGUGGAAGAUGGUUAGAAAAAAAUCAAUCAUUUGUUAUAACACAUCUUUUAUCAGUAGCUUCUAAAAUAGGUCCUAUUGCUUCAUCAGAUAAUCCUAAUCAGAUACAAGAAGCACUUCAUAUGCGUCGUUGUAUUUCUUUCAUUUUCCGUAAAACAUUUGGUCAAAUUAUUUCAGAACAUACUCAAAUUUCAGUUUGUAAAAUAUUUGGUACACUUCUUGGUGAAUUUAUUUCAAGUUACGAGGUUUUAAGUGAAACAAAUACAGAAACUCUUCCAUCUGUUAAACAUAUAUCAUCAUCACAAAUAUGUACUGUAAUUUUAUUAGAAAUAUCUGCUCUAGUUCAACAAAUAGGCUCAUCUGUAGCAAAUCUUUUUACAGAUGCUACUGGUAUUAUGGAACCAGUUUUUGCAUCUUUUCUCCAUCCCAUUCAAUCAACACGUGUAGCUGCAGGGUGGGCUUUACGUUGUAUAGCAUUUGCUGUUCCAUCACUUUUAACACCACUUAUUGACCGUUGUAUUUCAAGAUUAGAACAUAUGAAAACAUUUUCUGUUGCUAUUGAUGGUUAUUCAUGUGCUUUAGCUUCUCUUUUAACAGCAUCAAAAUUGUCACCUUUAGGUAUUCCUUUUUCUAAAUCUCGUCAGGUAUUUCAAUUAGCUGAAGAUUUACUUCGUUCAGCAUCCUCAACAUCAAAUAUAACUCAACAAAAAGUUAAAGCUGCAUGGCUACUUUUGACAUCUCUUAUUUUUUCUGAUCCACUUUUCAUUCGUCCAUACAUCUCAAAGUUAAAAAUAUUUUGGAAAAAUUCUUUUCCAAAAGAUAAAGAGGAAGCUGAAGCAGAAAAUCAAAGAGGUGACGUCAAAACAUGGAUUUUUACUUUAACAUCAAGAUCAGGUGCUUUAGCAUCAUUGAAUGCUUUUUAUGUUAACUGUAAAGAAGAUAUGAAUGAAAGUAUUGAAAAAAAAAUCUAUAAUGCCUUAGAGUCAAGUUUAAUGACAUUAGCACAAGUAGCAUCUUUAUUAAAAUCUCAUGGUACAGCUUUAAGAUCAUAUAUUUUUGAGUUAAAAAUAAGAUUAUAUGAAUUAUUAAUUAAUAUGGAAACAGGCAAAUAUAAUACAUUGAAUCCUACAUUAUUACGUGAAUUAGUUGCUGAUAUUAGUUUAUCAGAUAAUUCUUCCUCCACAACAAUAACUUCUUUAUCAUUAUCAGCAUGUUCAUUGAUGGAAUCUAAUUUUCUUGGUGGGUGGUUAAAGACUACUGAUGAAAGUACCAUUGAAAUGGAAUUACAUCCUAAUCGUUCACAUCUUCAAAUAAUAGAUUCACUAGAAAGUGAUAUUUUUGAAAGUUUAACAUGUAAUACACUUUCACAGGGAUACUGGCCAGAAUUAAUUUCUCCACCUGUAAAAGCAUUAGACCUAUCAAUAAUAGUUUUUUCCCGUCUUUAUCCAACAUUGGCAUCAAAACACAAAAUACAAUUAACAGAACAUUUUAAAGAAGUCAUAAAAUCAUGGCAAAGAUCACCAGCAAGACAAUAUUCAAUACAAUUAAAUGUUCUUACAGCAUUAUUAUUAUCAAUAAAAUGUCUUAGUGAAUGUAGAAAUGGUAAAAUGGAUAAUGAUAAUUUAAGAAAAACAAACUUUGAAUUAGUUUCAAAUUAUAUAAAUCAUGAAAAAAUUCCAUUAAGAUGUUUGGCAAUAGAAUUUCUUUCUAGAAUGGCACAGGUAACAAAAGAUGCACCAUAUGUAGCAGGAAUUGCUCAAUAUUGUUUUGAUAAACUUCAUACAUUAAAAGAUGAAAAAAGUCGUGCCAGUUUUGCUAUUACAAUUGGUGUUCUUCAUAAUUAUGUUGGUUUAUUAGGAUCAAGUCAACAUUUAAAUACAUCUGUUUCUAUUACAUUAGCUCUUGCUCAAGAUCCAUCCUCUCCAACUGUACAAUCAUGGGCUAUUUUUUCUUUAUCACUUAUUGCUAAUACUGGUAGUGGAAUGUUUAAAGGUUAUGUUGAACCAUGUUUAUCUUUAUGCUUAAGAUUAUUACUUAAUGUAUCAUCACAUCAUAUUGAUAUUAUAAGAUCACUUGGUAAAUUAACAUCAAUAUUAAUAACAGCAGUUGGUCCAGAGUUACAGUCAGCUGUUGGAUCAGUUGAAAAUAUUAGGUCAUCUUUCUUAGUUGCUUGUUCAAUGAUGUUUGAAAAUAAUGAUAGUUUUGUGAAGGCUGAAGCUAUAGCUUGCUUACAACAAUUACAUAUAUUUGCUCCAAGAUUUGUUGAAUUAGAUUGGUUGGUAAAAGAAAUUUGCCGUUUAAUGUACUCACCACAUUUAGUUUUAAGAAAAAGUUCAAUUGCUUGUUUAAAACAAUUAUUACAAAGAGAAUCUAUUGAAGUAAAAGAACAUGCUUCAUCUUUAGUACCACAAAGUAUGAUUGAAAGACAUGGAAGUAAAAAUGAAUGUAUAUUACCUGAAACAGGACUUGAAGGUGGUUUAUUUGAAUUAUUAGAUAUUGAAACUGAUCCUGAAAUAGUUUGUAAUAUUAAAGAAAGUAUUAUAUUUCUUGUUCAAGCUACUGGUGGUGAACAUUUAAAUUUUUGGAUGUUAAUGGUUAAAGAUAUUCUUGCUACAUCAACAAAUGAGAUGGCAUCAUUAAAUGGUGAAAAAGAUGAUAAUGAUAAAAAUCAGGAUGAAGAUGAUGAUUCAACUUUUAAUGUAUCUAGUAAACGUUCAGAACCAGGUAAAGAAAAAUUAUUACCACGAUGGCCAGCAAGAGUUUUUGCAUUAGAAGUUGUACAAAAAUUAUUACAACUUUGUGAAACAGAACGUGCACAUUUAGAUCUUGCUUUAGCUAAAGAAUUACAAUUAUCAUCAUCUGGAAAGGCUGAUUAUCUUGUUCUUCAUUUAUCUGAUCUUAUUAGAAUGGCUUUUAUGGGUGCUACCUCUAAUAAUACACAUUUACGUUUAGCUGGUUUAGCAACUUUACAAGAUAUUAUUAAAAGAUUUGCUCAUGUUUCUGAGACAGAAUUUCCUGGUCAUGUAAUUUUAGAACAAUUUCAGGCACAAGUUGGUGCAGCAUUAAGACCAGCUUUUGAACAAGAUACACCUUCUCAUAUAACAGCAGCAGCCUGUGAAGUAUGUUCAACAUGGAUAGGUAGUGGUGUUGUAAGAGAUAUAAAUGAUCUUAAAAGAGUUCACCAUUUAUUGGUAUCAUCAUUAACAAAAUUAAAAAGUACUAGUAAUAAUAUAACACCAUUAUACAAUGAAAGUACUGCUACACUUGAAAAAUUAGCAAUUUUAAAAGCAUGGAGUGAAGUUUAUAUAGUAGCUAUUGAAAAAAAUAAUGAUGAGAAUUCUCUUCUUCAUUUAGUUGAUCCAGAAUUAAACUUUUUAGUUAUUUAUUGGAUGGCAGCAUUAAGAGAUUCUGCUUUAUUAUCUUUACCACCAGAGUAUAGUAAUCAACUUCCAGAUGAUGGUGGUUCAUUUUAUAUAGCAGAAUGUGUUGAUUCAUGUAAAGAUUAUUAUCGUGAUGUCUGGCCAACUAUUCUUCUUGCCUCAAGUAUAUGGUUAUCUAAAACUAAUUUUGAGUUAACAACAGAAUUACCAACAUGUAGAAAUUGGAAAAAUCUUUCAAAAGAAGCACGUUUUGAUAUAAUGAUUGGUAUGUGUUUAGAAGCUUUAUGUUGUAUUAGAAAUGUAAAUGAUAUUGAUAAUCGUGUAAAAUUGUGCCUAAAAUCAAUUCAUUUUAUGAUGAAAAGUGAAUGGUUUCAAGAAAAAUUAAUGAGUGAUAUGGAAAAAUGUAUUGAAAUAGUAAAUGCACUUCAUAGAAUAAUUUUAACAAGAGAUAAUCUUAGUACACAAAAACUUUGUGCUGAAGUUGCUGGUGAUAUUAUUAAAAUAGUUAUUAAAAUUAAACAAACAAAUAAAUUUAAUGAUACAUUAUAUAUUGGUAUGGAAGGAUCUGAUGGAUGUUUUGAUACAAAAAGAUCACUUGCUUUUGCUUUAUUAGAAUUUUGUUUAUGUCUUUUAGUAAGACAAAUUCCACAAAUAAAUACAGCAUUAAUGAAUUCAAAGACAAUGACACCAUUACAUUUUAGAAAAUAUACAAAAUUACCAUAUGAAGGUCAUGAAUUAAUUAAAAUUGCUUUACAAUUACUUUCACAAAUCCCAAAUUUAUGUCAUUAUAGAGGUACAAUUGUUAUAUUACCAUCUAUUCUUUAUAUGAUUCUUGGUGUUAUUAGAGAAUCUGCUAGAAAAGAUAGUGAACAAAUUAUUGGUGAUAUUCCUUUAGGUCAUGUAUCAAUAGUCUCAGCUACAGCUAUUCAAUCACUUCGUAUAUUAUUAUCAAAUCCAUUAAGAGAUGAAGAUAAUAUUAUAAUUGAUGAUAAUGGUAAUAAAAUAUAUAAUAGUAAUGAAGAUGAAAUAUUUCAAGAAUGGUGUACAGAGGUAAGAAGUGCAAUGUUUUCAUUAUCAUUAAUGGAUUCUAAUCCAAAUAUACCGGUAGAUCAAUCAAUAAUAUUAUUAUCAUUAACAGUAAUGAUAACCUCAGUACCAUCAGACUUUAUUUUAGGAUCCCAAUUAUUUGGUAAAAUUUGUAGAAUUUUUAAAACAGUUAUUACAUCAGAAAAUACAAAAGUUAAAUUAACAGCUCUUCAAGGAAUUAUAUCAAUAUUUUCAAAAAAAGAUAUUUCAAAAUCUUAUAUUAAGAUAUUAGGACCACUUGUAACAUUAGAAUUAAAAAAAAUUCUUGAAAAAGGCAAUGCUCUUGAAGUAUUACCAGAAGAUGUUUAUGAGAUGGAUGAAGGUGAUUAUCUAAUCUUACCAGAAUUAUGUAAAAUACUAACAACAAUUCUUUAUAAUAUAUCAUCAGAUGAAAAACAAUUUCAAUUAACGGCUCUUCUUAUACAAGUUUUAGUAUCUUUUGUAAUUCCAUCACCAGAAACAAAAUUUAAAAAUGUUUCUAAAAAUGGUAAACAAUUAAAUGAUUUUUGUCUUAACCAAUUAACAAAUUUAGCAAGAAAUUAUACAGAAAAUUUUAAAAAAUGUAUUUCAGCAAUACCAAUAUUAAAAACAAGAAUAGAAGAUGGUUUAAAACAUCAAGGACUUCGAUCCUCUCAACAGAUACAAAUGGCACAAAUGAUGCAUGGAAGUAGAAAAAGUCAAACAAAACCUUCAAAUUUAGGAACACCAACAAUAAAGUUAGCAACUGAUUUUAAUACUAAAUUUGAAUAA